Molecule: messenger RNA, 952 nt
Organism: Hansenula anomala
Lineage: Eukaryota; Fungi; Ascomycota; Saccharomycetes; Phaffomycetales; Wickerhamomycetaceae
Gene: ISA1
Product: Fe-binding Fe/S cluster assembly protein ISA1
Exons: 1
Coding region: 152-877 (241 amino acids)
Biological process (GO): iron-sulfur cluster assembly
Cellular component (GO): mitochondrion; cytoplasm
Molecular function (GO): 2 iron, 2 sulfur cluster binding
Source: RefSeq, a predicted model, not a curated record
UCAGUUAAUUUGCUUAUUACUUCAUUAACCCAUUUCUAAUAUUCAAUACUCAUACUUGACUGAGAUCUCAAGAUCAUAUAAUUAGUCAUUUCCUCCACCCUUAGAUUAUACAACUCAAUUCAUAUUCAAGAAUACACACAUUACAGUACAAAUGUUGAGACUAAUACCUAAACCACAACAGUCAUACUCCUGUUUUGUCAGAAGAAUAUCUGAUUCAUCCAAGUCUACAAGACGAUUCAUGCAAACAGCCCCAUUAGCAAAUAAUGAAGUGUCAUAUAUUCCAUACAAAUUCCAAAAUCGCCAACAAUCUCAACAAGCUUCAAGUGAACAGCAUUCACAAUCUCAGCCACCCUCAGGAUGGGAAAGACACUCAUUAACUUCAAGAAGUUUCAAAGAUAUACUGAAAAAGAACCCUCAAAAGCAACCUACAUCGCCUGUUGAAAAGGAACAACAACAAGAGAAACAAGUCAAAGAACACGGAAAACAAGCUGAGGCGGCGACAACACCUGCAGCUAAACCAAAGAAAAGAGUAAGAAGAACAUUGAAGCCACGUAAGGCGCUUAUCACAUUAUCACCAACCGCCAUUCAACAUUUGAAGGGUUUAUUAGACCAACCGGAACCAAAACUAAUUAGAAUUGGUGUAAGAAACCGUGGUUGUUCAGGCUUAACUUAUCAUCUGGAAUACAUCACAGAACCAAACAAAUUUGAUGAAAUUGUUGAACAAGAUGGUGUUAAAGUUGUUAUUGAUUCAAAAGCUUUAUUCUCCAUUGUCGGUUCAGAAAUGGAUUGGUUAGAUGAUAAGAUUAGUUCAAGAUUUAUCUUCAAGAACCCAAAUUCAAAAGGUACCUGUGGUUGUGGUGAAUCAUUCAUGGUGUAAUGAAUGUCGAGUUUUCUUCAAUUCUCAGUUUUAUGUUGCAUAUAUUGCUUUGACUUUUUUGUUAUACAUUCUCAU